CUCGCCACUGUAGAGGACGGAGAGAACUUCAGGAACGUUUCAGCAUGUUUCUCUUUCAAACUGUUAAUGGGAAUUAACUGCUAUGAACUGAAACUCUUCCUAAAACCAAUCAACAAGUAGAUCCAAGUCAAUUAACGCAUAAGCCAGUCGAGUCCUGAGUCGAUUUUUUUGCACUGAAUGUAGUACGUUAGAGGAAAUGGCUGUGGAAAGCAUGACUGUCCAUCCAAACUCCCCAACAGCCAACCACGAACACAACAGCCUUCUCACUGAUGAAAGGCAAGAGGAUGGUGAGCUGGAGGAGGGUGAGCUGGAAGAUGAUGGAGGAGAGGUGGAGGUGCCCAGCGCCGAGGGCCCAGAGCUGGAGGAGAAGCCCCGCCGCAGCAAGGAGCGGCACGGCAGCGACUCGGACGACGACAAGGGCCACCGUCGCAAGAGAAAAAAGCGAAGGGAGCGGGAGCGGGAGCGGGAGAAAGAGAAGCGGAGGGCCAAAAAAAGGCGAAAAUCAAAACACAAGCGGCAUGCCUCGUCCAGCGACGAUCAUUCAGACUACAGCGAUGACUCUGAUUACAGUCCCAGCGAGAAGAGGAAAUAUCGGGAAUACAGCCCUCAGUACCCACCCUCAUCUCACGGAGGCUACCCCCCCCCUCCUCCUCCUGGUCAUGGGGGGCCCAUGCCGAAGAAGGGCAGCUAUAUGAAAAUGGACAAGCAGGGCUACGGCGGCUACGACGAGUAUGAUGAAGAGAACUAUGAGGGCGAGGAGGACGAGGACAUGGGUGAAGAUGACUAUGACGACUUCACCAAAGAGCUUAACCAGUACCGCAAGGCCAAAGAGGGUGGUGGCGGCGGAGGGCCGCCGGGCAGCCAGCGUGGCAGAGGCGGUAAAGGGCGAAUGAAGAACCAGAGAGGCCGGGGCAGAGGAGGGAUGAGGGGUCGUGGGGGUCGAGGAGGAAGCAGAGGAAGAGGAAGAGGCAAAAUGGGAGGAGAGAAUGAGGAAGGAGACGGCAUGUACGGAGAUGAAAUGGAGUAUGGUGACGACGACUAUGACAACAUGGGGGACGAUGAUUAUGAUGAUUACUCAAAAGAACUUAACCAGUAUAGGAAAUCCAAGGAUAGAGGGCGUGGUGGUAAGGGUGGGCGGGGUCGUGGACGGGGUAAGGGAGGUAGAGGCAUGAACCGGGGCAGAGGGAGGAAUCGAGGGAGGGGCCGUGGAGGAGACCAAGGCCAUGAUGAAGACAACAACGGAGAUAUGGACACGACGGAUGGAGGUGGUGGCCAGAGGAAACAUGACCAGGAUAAACACGGCCAGGACAAGAAAGGCAAGGCCAUCUGCAAGUACUACAUCGAGGGCCGCUGUACAUGGGGUGAGCACUGCAACUUCAGUCAUGACAUUGAGCUGCCUAAGAAGAAGGAACUGUGCAAGUUCUACAUCACUGGCUUUUGCGCUCGGGCUGAGAACUGCCCCUACAUGCAUGGGGACUUCCCAUGCAAGCUGUUCCACACUACAGGCAACUGUGUGAACGGAGAUGACUGUAUGUUCUCCCACGAACCUCUGACAGAUGACACAAAAGAACUACUGGAUAAGAUGCUGGCUGAGGAUGCUGAGGCUGGCGCAGAGGAUGAGAAGGAAGUGGAAGAGCUGAAAAAGCAAGGCAUUAAUCCCCUGCCAAAACCCCCGCCUGGAGUUGGCCUUCUCCCCACACCCCCAAGGCCUGUCCCAGCCGAUUCUUCUACCCCCAUGGACUUUGGCAUGACUGGGCCCCCACCACCGGGCAACAUGCCCCCUAACGGUCCUUUGUGUCCCGGCCCUGGCCCUGGAUCUGGAUCAGGUCCCGGAACUGGACCCUGUCCUGGACCCCCUGCACCUUGCCCAGAUGGAGGGUCGUACCAGGGAUCACCAAACCCAAAUGGUCCACCUCCACAAGCCCUGGGUCCUCCGCCUCCCUGCGGGGGCAACACAAGCAAGAAGAUCCCAUCCCUGUUCGAGAUUGUCGUGAAACCCACCGGACAGCUGGCACAAAAGCUGGGUGUCAGAUGUCCAAAUACUGGUGCUGCUGCAGCAGGCACUGCAGGACCUCAGGGCCCCACUCCAGGACCUCCUGGUGCACCUCGUUUCCCUGGGCCAGUGCCACCUGGACACUUGGGGCCCAAUGGGCCUCACGAAAUGGCCCCCAUGGGUUCACCGAACAUGAACCAAGGUCCCUCAGCAAUGAUGCAGAACUUUGGUUCAGGAGAAGGGCCGUCGAACCCAGCCAUGAUGGCCCCCGGCAGCGGACCUGGUCGCAGUUUUUACGAUAAUUUCUACCAGCAGCAGCAGCAAAGCAUGGGAAAGGAAGGGGGAGGCACCGAGGGUGAUGGCUACAAGGGAGCUAGUGGAAACUUCAGUGACAUGUCCUCAGGGAACCAGAGCUCUGGGAGCAUGGAGGGCCCAGCCAAUGGAGGCUCAGCAAACCAGUCCGGAAUAACAGUCCCAGAUUUCCUGCCUCCAGCGCAGCGUGUGCUGUUUAUGAGGAUCCAGCAGAAGCAGCAGGAAGAGGAGGAGAGGGCCAGGAGACUGGCCGAAGGAGGCGCAGAGAGGGAUAACGAAGGUGAUUCUGCAAUUUGGUAUUCUAGCGAAGAUGAAGAUGGUGGUGGCAGUGUCACAUCGAUUCUCAAAACUUUACGGCAGCAGAGUCAAAACCAGGGGCCCCAGAAGCCUGAUGGUGCCCCCAGCGACCCCCGUCUGCAGAAGGCCCAGCCGGUGCAAGCACCCAGCAGGCCUGCAGACCCCAGGCUGGCACGGGACCCCCGCUUGGCACGCGCCCCUGACUCUUCUCAGACCCCCGAGCACAACCCCUCUUCUUCACCAUCCUCCUCCGCUCCCGCUGACCCCCGCCUCGCCCGGCAGGCCGCUGCGCCCAAACCUGAGCCCCCGCUUGUGUAUAAGCCCCCACCCCUGGUCCCUGCUGCCACUGAGGAAGAGGAGGGGGAGAGGAUGCUGAGGGACAAGCAUGUGCCCAUCCCUCUGGAUCCGCUGAUGGGCAUGGCCCUGCGCGACCCCCGCUCCCAGCUCCAGCAGUUCAGCCACAUCAAGAAAGACGUGGUGCUGACCAAGCCACCUUUUGCCAAGGUGGUGCUGUGGAGUCCCGAAGACCUCAUCCCCGUCCCCAUUCCCAAGCAGGACUUCCUCCCACUGCCGCCCGGCAUCCCGCCAGUCACUUCUAUGGAUCCGCGGCUGUCACGCGCCCAACAACAGAUCCACACGGCCAUGCCCGCGCCCGUGCCAGCCUCGGCCCCCCUCGCCGAGCAGACUGGCCAGUCCGCCUCCUCCUCCUCAUCCUCCCUCCCGGACUAUGAGCUGCUCUCUCGCAUCCUCAAGACUGUUAACGCGACCUCGUCCGGUCCCUCUCAGUGCCCUCCACCACCGGCUCCACCUGCAUCCACCCCCUCCGAAAAGCCCGUAGACCCCCGCAUGGCCCGGAAGGCUGUGGCUGACCCUCGCCUUCAGCCGCAAAAAUCUGCCCUCAAGCAGCCUUCGGAACCUCCAGCUCUGCCCGUGUCGGCAUCGUCGUCUGGCCCCCCUGCCCCAACCUCACCUACGCCCACGAUCGCACCCUACGACCCGCGAUUGCUGUCGGCGGGAGGGGCCGGGCGAGGAAUUGGAGGCGGCAGCGCAGGCGCGAGCAGCAGCGUCCUUAGCAGCAUCAGCCUGUAUGACCCACGGACACAGGGCUCGGACAAAUCGGAAAGUUUGGAGCCCACCACACCAGCCGUCGAGCCCAAACCCGCCGACGCCGCAUCCGCCUCGGCCAAGCCCAAGGCUAAGGAGCCGCUGUUCGUCCGCAAGUCUGCUCUAGACCAGCCCGAGCCGGACAAGGGCAGUGGCGAUCAAACCACCGAUCGCUACAACAGCUACAACCGGCCUCGACCCAAACCCUCGCCCUCCCCUGGCUUGGGUGCUGCCGGAGCCCCUACUCCCGGAGGGCCCUCUCAACCCAGCCAGGGCAGUUCUGUGGGCACCGAGCAGCCGGCGGGAGUCCACAACCUGCCUGUGUCCACACUCUUCAGCGUGGUGAAGCAAGCCAGCAAGCCCAGCGGCACGGGCAGUCCAUUUGGGGGCAAUAGCCCCGCGCAGCCGGAUGCUGCUGAGCAGGACAGUGCUUCGCUCAAGGAUGUUUUCAAAGGCUUUGACCCUACAGCCUCGCCCUUCUGUCAGUGAACUCGGACACAGAGCUUUAAGGCUUUCAGGAGCGUUCGGCCUCGGCGAUGCCUUAUGUGCAAGGAGAGUACCGCUGCAGCACCACGUUCCACAUCACAGUAUUCACACUUCUAAGGACUUGUGUUUGGGAUGGAAGGGAAUACAAUGAGAAUAUAAGGUGAAGCGGGGGGGACACACAAAGAUAGCUAUAAAAAUAUAUGUCUGUUUUAAAACCAAAUGAGAACAUUUAAGAUGUAUUCAUUUUAAAUUCUUCUCAAAGUGUAAGAAUAAACCUGGGCUUUCGAAAGGAGAUGUGUUUUUUCAUUAGUCUGUGGCCUGCUGUCAGUAGGCUCUGGUUUAGUGAUCUGAUUGGAAGAUGACCCAUGGUUUAGUGAUCUGAUUGGAAGAUGACCCAUAUACACUGCCAUAGAGCACCUCCAGCCCCUCUCUGUGAUGGACCCCUGUGGCUCUAUGAGAGAUCUUCUCAUAGAGCAGAAGGUAGAUGGCAGGGGCAUGUCACUAUCCCAGUCCCCUACGAUCGGCUCUGCAGCAGGACAAAUCCAUGGGAGUAUGCACUGCCACUUCAUUGCUUUAACAGGACAAUGUUAGCAACGUUGUGUUUCUGCAUUUUGUCCCGUCGGCGAUUUAACUUCUUUUAAACUGUUUUAGCUCUCCAGUGGUCUGUGCUUGGUUCAGCUGAGGACCUUGUUUUGCUUUGCUCUCUUUUUCUUUCUUCUUUUUAAAGGCUGUUUAUGGGUACCUCCCUUAUGCUUGGGGCUCUCAGCUCCCACUCCGAGUAACAAAACUGUAUAACUGAAAAACCCCUCUGUUAAGUGUUUCACAUGUGAAAUUUUAAUUUAUUUUUUAUACUUAUGAGAAAUCUGCUUUUUCUUUGUCCACAUUGUAGUAGAAUCGAAUCAUUCUAUAUACAUAUUUGUACAGUAUAUAAAUAUUUUUUCCCACCUGCAGUGUAAAUGGACUUGAGAUAUGCGAGAGAGGUUUAUGUAAUGCUUUUGUUUUUCAGUAAAAGAACUGUUCUUCCCAUCUUACCCUGGAACAUGAGAUUUUUCAUGAGGACUACAUAAGAAAAUCAACUUUUUUGUUUGUGUUUUGUUUAGGUUUGCCCCUGGGAAAAACUGCUUUGUAUAUUGAAAAGUGUCCAUAUUUGACAAGAGGUAACAUUUUGUAACCAUUCAGUGUAGGUAAGGUUGUGAAAUAUUUAAUAAAGGCAACAUCAGAUUGAACAAGG
Electrophorus electricus (electric eel) is the source of this 5423-nucleotide messenger RNA. RefSeq names its product zinc finger CCCH-type containing 4 (gene zc3h4). Lineage: Eukaryota; Metazoa; Chordata; Actinopteri; Gymnotiformes; Gymnotidae. Gene Ontology annotation, cellular component: nucleus. The record is from RefSeq and is a predicted model, not a curated record. Gene Ontology annotation, molecular function: RNA binding; metal ion binding. Gene Ontology annotation, biological process: negative regulation of DNA-templated transcription.